AUGGAGAGUGAAGUUUACGUUCCCGCAUCAACCGAGCUUGAUCAAGAAAUUUCUAAAAGUUCUGCUUGGCUAGAAAAUUUAUUAAAAAAAGAUAAAUUCGUAGAAAGGCCUGACACCGCUUCUUCAGUGGUACAAGCAAUGGAACGAAUCAAAAUCUCAAUUGAAAAAAUCUUGAAAAUGCCAGAAAACACCAAAGAAACUUCCUACUGGGCAAUGCUAAAUGGCACUCAUCAAAUCUUUAAAUGGUGCAGGCUUCUCCGUAAAAGCCAAUAUGCACGAGAUACAACGAAAUAUUUAGCAUUCUGCAUGGUAACAAUGGAAAGUAAUAUCAUCCUUACUUCAAUUAAGCACUUGCCCUGGAGAAUUACUUUAUAUACAGAGCUUGCAGAAGUAUAUGAACAGCUUGGAGCUUUUAAAGCAGCCAGCAAAGUUAUAAUUCACGCUAGCAAGCAAGUCCAGCAGCUAAAAGAAAUCGAAGAAGUAGAAAACCCAGUCCCAGACGUCAUAAAGCAAGCCCUAGUGUCCGCAAUAGAGCAUGUAAAAUCUCUUGACAUGAAAUAUGGCCUCUUAUUAGGUACUUUAACCCCAGAUCAAUGAAAAAAGCGACUAGAAGAAUUUCCUGCAAAGCCAUCAAAAAUUGCAUGUGCAUUAAAAUGCUUAAAUUUAGUAAAGCCAGACCAGUCAAGAAUUGCCUUGCAAUCUGGGCAAAAAAUUGCUUGGAAAUCAUUGAUAACUACUUAUGCAAUUGAUUUAGUUCAGCAAGACAUACAAGUUGUAGCAAAAGCUUUAAAGGAAAUUUACGAAAAAAAAGGAAGAGAUACCAGACUAUUAGAAACUACUGCAAACCCUGCACUUGAGCACACAAGGGAGUCCUUGCUUGCUACAAAUAGACAAGCUGAUGCAUUAAUGACUAAAGAAACUGUAUGGAAAAAAGCUUCACAAGCAGCUCCAUUAGAAAUUCAUAUAGAAUUGCUAAAGCAUGCUUAUGAUUGCAGACUUUGGGACUGGUUUUAUAAUUUGUCUGAGUGGGCUGAUAUAAGACUUUUACAUAGAAGAAUAGAGGCACCACUAGUGAAAGAUUUAGAUGUGAUCUAUUCAGCAUUGCCAGACAGCAAAAUCCCUAAAACUUUUGAGAAAAUUGAUGUGGAUCUUAAUAUUGCCCAUUUAAAGCAAGAAAUGGUUAGACUGGGGGUCAGAGAACAAGUGGAAAAAGGAAAGGAAGAAAAUAAAAAGGAAGAGAAAAAACAAGAGCCACCAAAAUCCAGAGGUAAAGGUGCAGCUGCCCCACAGCAGAAAAAUGUGAUUGAGCCACCUCCAGAGCUGCCAACUGUAAAAAUUGACCAUUCUUAUGUGUAUUUAGUGCAGAAAAAACAAGAAACAGAAGACGACGCGCUGAUUUCUAUUGAAAUAAAAAUGGCUGACGAAAGAUCAGGGCCUAAUAUAAACCCAGGCGACAAAGCUGUAUCUAUCCCUAUUGAGCAAUACAAUAAGUCAACUAUAAAAGUUCCAUAUAUGGUAGUCAGCAAGUUCAAGCCAGAAAACGAAGAAAUGAUUUUAAAGCGAAUUAUUGAUGUCCAAGCCAUAAUUUCUAAACAUCCAGACGUCACCCCUCCUGAAGGAUACAUCAAAAUCCCUAUUGAUUUAAGGCAAACUCCUGAAGACCAAGAAAGAGUUCCAAAUAACACUUAUGUUUACAUUUGCUAUAGGACUGAAGAAAAAGUCCACUCUCUGCAAAGGGAUUAUAGAGUUUUGCAUACCCUUAGAGCGCUAGAACAAAACAAAGACACAAUUGAGCCUGAUAGAAUUCCUCUUGUAGAUAAGCAUUUAAGCUUGAAUUGGGAUGUUAACUUACUAGAUAACUUUUCUAGAGAGAUGGGAGACGCCAUCAUUGGUCCAUCAGGGGAUUAUUUUUCUAAAUGCUCACCUGACAUAUUGCUAGAUGUCUGCCUUAAAAUUUGGGAUAAUUUUGUAAACCCUGUAUUAAAAGCAAAAGAGAUUGCUUUUGAAAGAUACAGACAAGGAGAAAUAGAAGACCCAGUGAUGCAGAGGUGGAAUGAGGUUAGGCCAGCUUUUGAGCAAGCUUUAGAAGUAUUAUUUAGAGUUUUCACAUCUCGUGUAGAUCUUCAAGACCCUAUUACGUUACUAAAUAUAGGGCUAAACCUUGCUCAGCUACAAGAAGAGUCAGGAAAUUUACGAUAUGGCGUCCAAACACUGAGAAUUGUAGUGUCACAAGCUUCAGACGCCAGAGAACAUAUAAUGAAAAGAGGUGUAAGAUCAGCCCUAGACAAAGAUUUAGCUUCUUGCAUAUCUUGUGACUUGGAGACUGUUAAAAAUAUCAGAAUGGAUAUGAAAAGCAGCUGCAUUCAAUGGGAACACUGGGUAGCAGGAUCUUUAAGGAGCGCUGUAAGGAAGCGUGAAUUAGACGAAGAAGAAUAUGCAGAAGAGGAAUGGGAAGUUUUGACAAAAAUAAAAGAAAAUGAAAAAAAUGUUGAAGAAAGCAGCCAGUUUAAUAAAAUGGUGCAGAUCCCGGAAAAUGAAAUUAUUCUGUUUAAUCUGCACACUGAAGCUUUGGCGAGUCUUUAUAGGUGUGAACUUCAGCUUGAUAAAAGCAAAACUUCUGAUCUUACAGUUGUGAGCCAAACUUUUACAUCAAAAAGCUUAAAACCAUUAUCAACUAAAGGGCUGAGUGCAGGAAUUACAGCGAAAUUAAGUUUAAGCAAAGGAAAAACAGCUACAAAAAUAAGAAAAGACACACAAGAGCUCCAGCAAGCUUUACAAGAAUCAGGAAAACUCCCCCCAAAGAAAGCGACUCCUUCACAUACAGAAAAGAUUUUAAUUUCUGAUAAUGCCAAGAACCCAUACCAGCAAGCUUUACUAUACCUCAACAUGUCAAAAUUCCGCACAAACUCCCAAGAACAAAAAUCUAUCCUAAAAGACGCAAUGGAAUUUCUCGAAAAUUGCGAAAAAAUGGAAAAAGACAUGGGAAAAAUUGCUACAGAAAAUGCUCCACAAGUAGAGGCAGCCAAGCUUUUUAACAGCCAAACUGGGGACAACCAUUUGAAUUAUUACCCAUUUAAGCAUCUAGCUGAUAAUUCUUUAGCAAAACCUUUAUUAGCUCCACCUAAGCCUACUGUAAUUGCCCGCACUCCAACUUCUAUUGCAGUAAAACUGCCAUUUUUUAAGCCAAAAAUUGUUGAUAAAUUUAAUGUAAAAACAGUUAAUAGUUUGGCGUUAUUCGGAAAGGAAGCCAAAACAGGGACAAAUGUGUCGCUAACAAAUUAUGAUUAUGAAGGGUUAAAUGUAAAGCAAGAAUUUGACAAUGUUUUGGUCAUUUCUGGGCUUACACCGUUUGAGGCUUAUCAUUUUGCUGCAGCAGCAUAUACAGAAGAAGGGGAAUGUAUAGGAGGAAUUGGAGAAACUUGUGAAUCUGUGGUUACUCUUUUUCCGUUACCGAUACCUUUAUUGUGGAGCUAUUUAGCUGAAACUGCCUUCGAGCUUGGGCACUUGUAUAUUUCUUUUCAAGCCAUUGAAAAAGUGCUUGCUCAUUAUUUAGAACCAAAUUUUGCGGUUAAUUUGUUACAGUCAAGGCUGAAUAUGAAGAAAAUUUAUUCUUCGUCUUAUCCUGAGCUGAGACACCUAAGCAAGGCAAUUUUGAUAUAUGUGGAAUGCUUGAUUAGGUCAGAUCAGCAAAAAGAAAGAAAUAAACUGCUUAGAAAUCCUGCAUACAAGCCUAUCAUGAUUCUAGAUAGACAGCAGCGAGAACAUAAAUUAGCGAAUUUAUUGGUGCUAGCGUUAGAUUUAUCAAUAAUUACUCACCAGUCUCUAAAUAUCAAGAAAACUCUUCAUGAAAUUCUAAAUACAAUAAACCAGCAAUUUUUCUUAGAAGGGUCUUCCAGCACAAUGCUUCACUUAUUAUCAAAAAUCUAUAUUAGUUUGCAGCAAGUCCCUAAUGACUUAUGGGACUCUUCCUUCAGAAAAAUUUCCUGUGUUUUUUCCAACUUAUAUAUAAAAUCAUUUUUAAGCUCAAAUGAGCCAAAACUGACACUUACAAUGAAUACAAAGCUUCCUAUAUUUAAAUACGAACAACAGCAGCCAGACCAGCCUCAGCUGAUUUCUCUUAAAGAAAAAGAAUUUAUAUCAUUAUACGAAAUAACGCUUCAGCACAUCGAGCUUCAAGAAAUAAGCAAAGGUCUUAACGACAAAAUGAAAGAAUCAUUACUCGCGAUCACAGCCCCUGAAGAAGCAAAACAAGCCCAGCGAAAAAUCAUAGACGAUUUAAGUGAGUUUUGGAAUGGGAUUAAAUCAGCCCCAGACUCAGGCUUUGCCAAACUCAAUACAAUGAAAGAUAACCCUCGAUACCUUGAAUUUAUGUGUAAAUGUUUAUGGUCAAUGAUUGAUAAAGGUGCAGUAAUUGAUACCAUCAUUUUAAAUUCCUCACAAGUUGUGGUCCCAGCAUUGCCACCACUAGAAGAAAAAAUAGCAAUUUCUUUGUCAAAUUUAGAACAUGACUGCCCACCGAACCGCUCACAAGAUACAGCUGGCUCAGAUGAUGAGUAUUUGGCACCUACUCCUGAGCAUUCUUUUACCAAUCUAGAAUUAACCUUAUGGACUUCUGAAUGGUUUUUAUUGCAAAGCUCUUUACAAUUCAUCAAGAAAAAUUCCAGAAAAUUUGAGGAGUCUAAAGGAUCAUUUUUUAUUAAAUUUAUGGACGUAGGGAGCCUUAUAAAAGAAGAUUCAAGAGAGGGCGAAAAUAUUGAAGCUGUUUUAUUGACGUUAAUGAAAGCUUCUAACUGUGCAGCAAGCUGCAAAGCGUGGAAACAAUUAGAAAAUAUCGCCAAAGCGCUUUGAAAUGUAUUAAAUAGCUCAUUAACGACUCCAGAAAGUAUGGCACAAAAUCAAUCGUGAAAAUAUAUAGCCUGCAUUGCUGAAGAUUUAUUGCUACUUUUGGUAUCGAAAAAAGAAAAACAGGCAGAAAACGAAAAACCAAGAGUUGUAAGUUUUGCAGCAGAAACAAAGCCUCCACAACAAACUGGCUCUCUCACUAAUUUUUCUGCAUUUGAAGAAGAAAGCGAAGUGGCUUGGUUUUUAGCCCGCCAAGACGUGGACAUUCAUUUAUACUCAAAUAUCGUCGGAUUUGCUAUACAAUGUCUACUAGUUGCAGAAAAAUGGGAAUAUCUCCAAUACAUUUGUUUUUCCAUGAACUUAGUAACCCAGCAUUAUUUCGCUGGACCUGUUUUGCCAUUCAAAAUCUACGCAGAAAGAGCUCUAUAUGAAAGAGCUAAACAGGGAAGAGAACAAAGAGAAAAAGAGCUGGAAGAAAGAAAAGAAAAAUACGAAAAUUGGAAACUUACAAGCAAAAGGAGAAAAUCAAGGCAAGCGCUAAUUACUGGAGAAAUCCCACAGGAGCAGAUUGAAUUUGAAAGAGAUUGUAAAGAAAUUAUUGAAAAAAUUGAAAGGAAAAGAGCAAAAGAAAUAAUUUUGUUAGGAAAAUUAAAUGAAAGUGAAGCAGAGCUGGAGCAGCUUAAAAAAGGAGCUAGUAAUGCUGAAGAAAGCUUAAUGCAGAGCAGAAAAUUACUAGAGCAGUAUGGGAAUGAAGCGAGAAAUCUGCAGCAGGAUUCAAGCGAUCCUGCGUUAAAAGUAAAAAAAAGAGCUCAUAAAGUAUUUGCUAAUAUGGUACUAAGCAGCUAUAGAAAGACUGUAGAGCUACUUCGUAAAAGGCAAGAAAAAUGGCUAUUAGCCCAAGCAUUAAAUGAGCUAGGGAACUUAUGCUUUAGUGAAGGGAUUUUAGAAGAAGCUGAAACUUCCUGAAAUGACUCAGUAGAUACUGUAUUCCAAAGCCUCUAUAUAGUCCAAAACUUCAGAAAGGUCUUUUCUUUAUCAGACGACAAUGAGUGGAGAACUGAAGAAAAUUUAGCUGAUAAAUAUGGAGUAAAAGAAUGCUUAUUGGCAGGAAUCGUACUGUGGAAGCUAGCAAGCACUCAAUAUGAAAGUAAAAAUAUGAAAAUGCAGCUGGACUGUGUGCUAUUAGCAAGACUGUUAUUUUCAUCAAUAUAUAGGCUGAGUUUACCACAUCCGCAGCACCCUAUUCAACACUCGCUUUAUCGUAUGCGAGAUCUUGCGCCGAACCUUAAUUUAUUUGAAGUAAGCCAAGAAAUCAGCUUAGGCGAGCUUGGCUUAGCUUUGGAUUAUAUAUCAGUUGCUUUAAUUGACAGAGGAUUUUUUGCAGAUGCGAUACCAUUGCUAUCAUUUUUAGAAUAUGUAGGUGUUGACUAUCUGUGGAACUCAGCUAUGGCCUUGAAAUCCCGGUCUUGAAAAGUAGUUGCAUUGGCGCAAUUAGGAUAUCCUGAAUACUCACUUAAUAUUCUGCAAAAAAUAAUCGCUAUGAAAGACCUCCCGAAACCUGGAAUUAGAAAGCAUCUGCUUCGAGACAAAGAGCACCAUUAUUAUAAGCCAAAAAUGAAAUACAAUAUGAAUUUACCCCCAGAAGCCCAGCAAAACCAAGAAAUAAUCCAAGCUCUCAUGAAAUUAGACGUUCCUCCCGCACUUAUGAAUGAAGCUUCUCUAUUUGUCUACAACUUAACAGUUUACGCUAAAAGUCUUUUACUUCUAUCUUUAGCAAAAUCUGAAAAUAUUGAUAACCCAGCUUCGGAAGGGCUCAGAAAUGGAAUUUUUACUGAAAUAGAAAAAUCUUUGAGAUAUUUGUUGAAAAAUUUAUCAUUUGAAGAUGAGUUAGCAAGAAUAAAAUCACAAUUUGAAGAGGAAAAUGGGAAUAUUGAAGAAUUUAUUAAAGCACGAGCUGGGGGCAUUGAAAUAAAUGAUGUCCCUAUGAAAGAACAAAUUGUGCAGAAUUUCUUUAGAAAUGAUGAAAGCCUGAGUGAUGGAGAAAGAAAGGUGAAAAGGCUAGAAUUGAUUGGAAGAAUUAGGCUAAGUCUAGUAGAAAUAAAACAAGCCCAAGGCGAUUUAACAGCUGCUAUAAGAGUUGCCAGACAAAGCUUUAUAAAUUUGCAAGGAUUUUCACAAGGGAAAUUAUUAGUGGAACUAGGAGCUGAACAAGCUUUUGCCCCAAUUGAAAAAGUUGAAGAGAAAAAAGAGCCAGCUAAAAAAGGAGGAAGAGAAGCCACACCGAUUAUUGAUGCAAAUAGAGAACAAAAACAAAGGGCUUUACAAGAGUUUUUAGAGAGCUGGGAAUUCAGAAAUACACCUGGACCACUAUUUUGGCUUAAAAUCAAAGAAAAAUUAUGCAGUCUGCUAUAUUUGCAAAGCAGAUAUAAUGAAGCAUUGAAUAAUACUUUAUCAUUAAGAGAAGAGGCACAAGCUGUUUCUGAGCCUUUCUUCUGAAGGUUUUCUUAUGAAAUUGAAGCCUAUGUUUCUCUAAGGCAAGGAAAUAUGGAUAAAUGCAUAGAAUUUUUUGAAAAAAUGCGUAGCGAAGGAGAAAAAUCAGUCCAUUCUGAUCCACAGUUUAUUUUUGCCUUGCCCCUCCGCGAGCUAAUAAAAAAUUUUGUUCGCUAGAAGAUGGGGAUUAUUUUUUUUAUGUAUUUAUAAAAAUUUUUGUUUGGGUUUUUGCCCAAAAAAAAGGAUUUUCCAAUGAUUUUGUUCGCUCGCAGAGGGGAUGUUAGCUAAUUAUUCAGAAUUGCUAUUAGAAAGAGGGAACUUUAUUGAUGCUUUUGAAGCUAUUGCACUUGCACGACAAAAAAUAUGGAAAUUAAUGGAUAAAAAUGGGUUUGUUUUGAAAUCUCAAGAUAUCUUAAAUACUUAUUAACAGAACGGCUGACAUAAUUUUGACGCAAUCACUGAGAAUCUCCGAUAUGGGAGAUUCAACAGCUUUGCGACAGUGUCUUCAACCAGGGGUGCCAGUGUCUCCUCCUUAUGUUUUGGGUUCAGUGUUGAGUGGGCAGCCUUGCUUGAGUCUGCUGGGUAGGGAACAACUGUUUUCCGCACAAAAUCCCAAAAAAUGAAAUUUCUAAUCGACUCUCAGCAAAAAGGGAAAACACCUGCCCUAGCUUAACUCCUGGCUUUACAGUCGUUGCCUGCAGACAUUGCUGGGCGACUUCUUUUCAACUUCAGCGCUACCCUUUCCCAUGAGGUAAAAUCCAUCUUUGAAAGCGGACUUGGGCUAGGCUCUGAUACGUCAAGAAUUGCUUUCCUAGCAUUUCUGUCCAUUUUUGGAUGGCAAAACCUUGCCGGAUAUAAUUAAAUAUGUGCUUGAAGUAGCCAGCCACAAAGCAAAGUGCUGAGAUGCAAUAUUUAAUUAUUAAAUCUCAAGAUAUCAAUAGAGACGCUGCUAAUAAUGGAAUUCUGAUUAUCAAAACAGGAAAAGAAGAAGUCGCAAAAGCUCCAGACCCAAAAGAUAAAAACAAAGCAGCACAGCCUGUAGAAAAAGCCCCUCCAAAAGAAGACUUAGUAAGCGUUCAAGCUGAAGCUGACGCAAUCAAUGGGACAGUUCCUCCAAACAUAUACCUCCUCAAUCUAGAGCAGUUUUUGAAAUUAGAAAUUUCAUAUGUAAAAGCAUGAAUGCAAGAAGACUAUAAAAAAGAAAAACUAAAAGAACAAUAUGAGAUUAUUGACCAAGCAGAAGUUAUUGCAGCAAGAAUACUGCAUUUGACGCCUCCUCAUUUUAUUACACUUAAAUACCUUAAAGCUCAACUACUAAGGCUUCAAUUCGUUAAAGGAAUUAAUGACUUCCAAAACAUCUAUAGAGGAAGAGCGAACGAGCGGCAUAAAUAUAAAAAAAUCGCCCAUAGGUUCCCAGAUUAUGAUCUUGGGUCAGGUAAAACACUGCUACACCUUCCUAAUUUUUCAAGAAAAUUAAUAGAAGAAUGGCUUCCAUUAUUAGAUCAAUCGAAAGCAAUUAUAGAGUCAAGCAUUCAGAUAGCAAUGAAAGAGUCUUUACUUAUUUCUCCUCAUUUGCUGUUUUAUGAACUUUACCAUAUUUUGAUACUACAAAGAGAAUAUAGGCCAAGAAUUGGGUUUAAAUAUCUGCCAAACCCUGGCGAAGAAAAUAAAGAAACUUCAUAUGAAGAACUGCUUAAAGCUGAGCAGCUAAAAGUCCAUAAAAUCACUAAAGAUGCAAUAAAAGCGCUACAAAUUGGAAAUGACUUAUAUAAUGCAAGAGACAGCUUGAGACACCAAUUCAGCCAAUUCGCGACAAGUCCUGUUUCUGACAUCAAUAAAGUACCAAAAACAAUUUCCCAAGAAAUUCUUGAAUCUGAUUAUUUGCAGAAAAAACAAUAUCCAGCAGGGCUUUUUGAAGAAAGUAAAAAAAAAAUUGCAGUUACUGCGAUAGACUUGAUAACUUAUUUGAUAAAGCAAAGUGCAGAUUUAUCUUUAUUCCAUUUCGGAAGAGAAUUCAGAAUGACACGACUAUACAAGCUACAUAGGAUUUUAAAUCUGAUAUGUCAACCUUAUAUGAUGAAAUGCAAAUUCCAGCUAGAUCCAAGCCCUCCUAUAGUGAAUCCUAAUGAAGAAAUUUUACCAUCAGGGACUAUUCUUGGCUUCUGGGAAAAAAGAAGAACUGAAACAGGUGAAGAGAUGCAGUAUUUGUGCUAUAUUACGUCACCACUUGAUAUUGAACAUAUAGUAAAACAGCCUUUGCCGCCUGAACAAGCUGAUUCUGACUAUUUAGAAUUCUCUAAAAAAGAUUUAUUUUUAUAUGGAGAAAUUCGAGUUGACGAGUUCAAGGUCUCAAAUAUGGCCCAAAGCUUAAGAGACUUAAAAGACAAAGUCAAAAAAUCCUUGACUUUCUCCAAAGAAAAAUGUGAAAGAGACUUAAGGUUAUAUGCAGAGGAAUUAAAAGCGAUUUAUAUUGGGUUUGCAGCUAUAUUCUGCCCAGAAAUAGAAAGAGAGAAUAAGGAAGAAGUAUCAACGAAAGCAGAAAAAGUAACGCAGACUGUGAAUGUUGUGCUACCUCAGGUAAAUGAAGAAAAAGUAGGAUUUUUUAGCAACUUGUUGUGGUCAGGUGGGUUCUCGAUUAGAGAGGCUAAUAUUAGUGCUUUGAUGAGGUUUUUCCAUUCGUUAAGAUAUAUUGGAUAA
This is a messenger RNA of Blepharisma stoltei, 10029 nucleotides long. Lineage: Eukaryota; Ciliophora; Heterotrichea; Heterotrichida; Blepharismidae. The record is from the annotation of a GenBank genome assembly.